Messenger RNA from Cucumis melo (muskmelon), 1725 nucleotides. Its product is annotated as receptor-like protein 51. Gene Ontology annotation, molecular function: protein binding. The transcript has a single exon. The record is from RefSeq and is a predicted model, not a curated record. Bases 69 to 1418 code for a protein of 449 amino acids. Lineage: Eukaryota; Viridiplantae; Streptophyta; Magnoliopsida; Cucurbitales; Cucurbitaceae.
UAAAAAUCAACAUUCUGAGUUUCAAUUGGCAUCUUCACCUCACACUCUCAACGUCUCUAUAAACAACGAUGAAACCGCCACUGCCACCGCCCGUCAUUUUCUGCUUUCUGCUCUUAGUCUCCACCGUCAACGCCGCCGCCUCCAUAGCUACCAAGCCCACUACUAUUCCUGCGGCCCCCAUUGAAGUUUCUCCAACUCCAUCUCCUACCUCUGCCCCACCUCAAGCUCGGCCGUUACUCCCACCGACAUCGCCGUCGCCUUCUUCUUCAAACUCUCUUGACCCAAAGCAACUUAGAGCUUUGCAAUCGCUCAAUAUCCCCACCUUCAAGGACCCCUGCAAGCAACCUUCACUUCAUAACGCCACCGUUUGCGAUUCCUCCGAGCCGUUUCGCCACCUUGUAUUCCUACGCCUGGCUAAUUGCUCCGACGAUGUUGCUUUGUCAUUCACAGCUCUUAAAUCCCUCUCCACUCUCAGAUCUCUUGAAUUUGUUGAUUGUCCCAUUUCCCCCAUUCGCUUCCCUGCCGAUCUGGUUGCCUCUCUCCGAUCCUUCACUUGCACUAGUAGCCUCCGUAGGCUCACCGGCGUUUGGCUUAGUCGUCUUGAGAACCUAACCGAUCUCUCUGUUUCCAAUGUCCCUGUUAAUGCCUCCGGUCCUUACGUCAUACUUGGUAAAAUGAAUAUCAUCAAGUCCGUGACCGUUUCCAAUGCGAAUCUCACGGGUUUCUUUCCCAGACAUUUGAAUCACAACCUCACCCACAUUGAUUUUUCGGGUAAUAUGCUCAAGGGAAAGCUACCCACUUCGAUUACUCUACUGGAGAAUCUUGAAUCUCUGAAUCUAGCUUCUAAUUCGUUCACUGGCGAGAUACCCACUUCAGUUGGGGACUUGAUAUCGCUUCAGAACUUGUCGUUGGCAUCGAAUUCGUUUUCGGGAUCGAUCCCAGAAUCAAUUUCGGCAAUUCCUGGAUUGGUUCACCUCGAUCUGAGCUCAAAUCAGUUCAAUGGAACAAUUCCGAGCUUCCUUUCAGAGAUGAAGAGCUUAAAGUAUCUGAAUCUUGAGAACAACCAAUUUCAUGGGGUAAUGCCCUUCAAUGGGUCAUUCUUGAAAAGGUUGGAAACUUUUAGGAUAAAGGGGAAUAGCAAUCUUUGCUACAACCAUUCAAUUCUAUCAUCCAAACUGAAGCUUGGGAUAGCUCCUUGCGAUAGACACGGGCUUCCAUUAUCGCCACCGCCAGCUAAGGAUGAUUCGUCAGCUGAUGAAAACAGCGACUACGAUGACAGUGAUGGAGAUGAUUCCAGCACCCACCAUAAGGAGUCUCAUAAUGGACCAAAUAAAGUUGUGCUUGGAGUCGCAAUUGGCCUUUCUUCCAUAAUUUUUCUCAUUAUUUUUCUGGUUUGUAUGUCCAAGUGUUGUCGUUGAAAGUGAAGAUCAAUUGGUUUUACUCUUAGAGUAGAAUUUUUUUUUUUGGUUAGAAGUAAUAGUAAAGAAUUCAUGCGAGGCAUAUAAGCAUUGUAAAUGUAGGGGUAGGACAAUUUGGUUGGUGUUUGUUCUUUAUUUCAGUGGAUUGGUUUCAAUUAUUUGGAGGGAAGAGGAUUUUCAGUGCGGCAUGUUUUGAUGUAUUCAUUUUAGGUGUUAUCGACAUCAUUUCUUUCGCUUUUGGUUUUUUCCUAUUAUGACUUGAUUUGCUGUAUUGUCUCAAUAAAAUCUAUUAUGUUCAGUGUUUCAA